AUGGAAGAGAGCAGAGGCAAUCAAUUUCCUGGAGUGAGGUUCUGCCCCAUGGAGGACGAACUAGUUCUCUUCUACCUUAAGCCCCUCUUGAGCGGAGAGAAGGUGCCGGGCAGAAACAGCGUGGUGUUCGACUGCGACCUCUACGGUCGCCAAGAACCUUGGGAGAUAUGGGAGGCCUACAAGACCAGAAGACCAAACGACUUGAGGCUCAACAAGGACAUCUACUUCUUCACCCAACACAAGAAGAUGAGUUCCACAGACUCACGCAUACGCCGGACCGUUGGAAAUGGCACCUGGAAGGGCGACAACUCCGGCAAGCCAGUAAAAUCUUUGGAGACUGGUCGUGUGGUUGGCUUGAAGAAAAGACUUACUUACAAGAACGAAGCAUCGGUGCACAACGGUUGUUGGAUCUUGCAUGAGUUCUACCUUGAUCGAUCACUCAGAGACAAGAAACAAAAGGCGAAAGACUAUGUUCUUUGUCUGCUACGAAAAAAUGGUGAACCCGAAACCAAGAUCGAAAAGAAGAGAAAGCAACGUGAAGAGGAAGAGGUUCUUGAAAACAAUUAUGCCUGUGAUGAUGGAGAGAACACAAACAAGGAGCAAGAAGAGUUGCUUGAGCCACAAGCGAAGCGACAACGAAACGUUCCUUCCAUUGAUUAUGCACUAGUACCAAUGCCAUCAGAAGAGGAUGCAUUCGCAGCUGAGUUAGAAGAGACUUUGCCAUGCUUUGAAGAUGAUAAUGCACCCUCAGAAGCUGAAGCAAUUGUCUUUCAAGGUGAGGAGAAUUGGGGACUCCAACAGUUAGCUUCCGAGGUGCAAUCAGGCCCUUCAUUUGGAGAGGAUCAUGGAAUAUUUAUUCCACUACCAGAGGAAGAUUUUCUCUUGGAGGAAAUGGUAGAACAAAUGGGUAUGGUAGAAAUGGAAGACCUGCUAGUUGUUAAUGGUGCGACUAGUAAUAUGGAAGUGGCGGAAGAAAACUUGCUAAACAACACCCUUCUUCACACUCCCGCAUCAUCCUUGUCGGCGGCCUAUGAUGGCACUGAUUUGCCAUAUUUAUCCAUGGAAAAUGGUUGCACUGAUUCAGCUGGAAGCAACAAUGUUUGUGGAGGAUCGAUUGGCUUUCAGGAUGGUGCGUACUGGCCUGAGUCUUUAGUGGAGGUCCUUACUGAAGAGCAACAAAAGACAGCUGAUGGACAUUGUUCAGAUUGGUUGGAGUCGAUCAGUUUUAGUCCUGAGGAAAACAACUUCCUUUGGAGUGAAGUGCAAUGGUGUUUGUAG
Messenger RNA from Rosa chinensis, 1278 nucleotides. Its product is annotated as NAC domain-containing protein 2-like. Gene Ontology annotation, biological process: regulation of DNA-templated transcription. The record is from RefSeq and is a predicted model, not a curated record. The transcript has a single exon. NCBI's taxonomy places the organism in Eukaryota, Viridiplantae, Streptophyta, Magnoliopsida, Rosales, Rosaceae. Gene Ontology annotation, molecular function: DNA binding. Bases 1 to 1278 code for a protein of 425 amino acids.